UUUAUCCAAAAAGAAAAUCUGUUUUACAUCAUCAAAUUGAAAGUUCUUCCGAGAUAUCAUCAAAAAAAACAUUAAAAAGAAGUUGCGAAACAAGAUGGAUCGAAAGAUUUCAUGCAGUUAAUGAUUUUAUAGAGCUUUAUAAUCACGUUAUUGAAUCAUUAGAAAUAAUAUCUGAAUGGGUUGAUAGUGAAACAUCGGGUAAAGCAAGGAUUCUUAGAAACGCUGUAUUAAAUUUAGAAUUUUUGGUAUCUCUGUUCGUGUUAAAUAAAGGAUUUAGUAUAGGAUUACCUCUAUCAAAAUUAUUACAAAAUCCAAAUAUUGACUUAAAAGUAGCAGUAAUACUAGCCAAUGAUACUAAACAGGAGUUACAAGAUCUCAGAAAAAAUGCUGAAGAAGUUUUUAAAGAUAUAUUUGGACAAGUAAAAAUAUUAGCUGAAAGUUUUGAUAUUGAAAUUAAAAUGCCUAGACUUUCAAACAGACAAAUUCAUAGAAAUAAUGUUCCAGCAAGUUCACCAGAGCAAUUUUACAGAGCAUCAAUAUUUAUUCCUUAUUUGGACAAAUUUAUUAGUGAGUUAGACAAUAGGUUCAUAAACCAUCAAGUAACUUUGUCGAAUUUUGACUCUUUGUUUCAAGAAAACGGUCACCUCGAAGACUUUAAGAAUCUUUCAGAUAAAUAUAUUGAAGAUUUGCAGGAAAACGGAUCUUCUAACAUAAUAUUUGAAUCAGAAUAUAAGUUAUGGCAAAGAAAACUUAUGCAAACAAAUCAUAAACCAAAAAAUGCUUUAGAGGCUUUAACUUUAUGUAAUAUAUCUAUUUACCCAAACAUUUUUAAACUUCUCCAAAUUUUGGCUACACUCCCGGUCUCUUCUUCGUCAAAUGAGAGAACUUUUUCAAACUUGAAGAGGAUAAAAACUUAUCUUAGAAAUUCUAUUUCAGAGGGAAGACUAAACGGGUUAGCUAUGUUAUCUAUAAAUUCAAAAGAUAAAAUUACACCAACAGAGGUAAUUGAAGAACUGGCGAAAAAGAAAACACGUUUACCCUUUUCAAUUUAAAAUUUAAAAUGAAGAAACAUGUAAAGUUAAAGAUGACAUUGUAUGUAAAUUAUUUUAUUAUUUUAUUUGACAAAUUAACUGAUAUUCUAAUUGAUGUAAUUAUCCUGAAAAUUAAUUUUACUAAAAUUGUGACAUUUUUUCAGUUUUAAAAUUAUAUUG
This is a messenger RNA of Metopolophium dirhodum (rose-grain aphid), 1211 nucleotides long. Its product is annotated as 52 kDa repressor of the inhibitor of the protein kinase-like. The coding region runs from base 459 to 1052 and encodes 197 amino acids. Gene Ontology annotation, molecular function: protein dimerization activity. The record is from RefSeq and is a predicted model, not a curated record. Lineage: Eukaryota; Metazoa; Arthropoda; Insecta; Hemiptera; Aphididae. The transcript has 2 exons.